Spirometra erinaceieuropaei is the source of this 5864-nucleotide messenger RNA. The record is from the annotation of a GenBank genome assembly. NCBI's taxonomy places the organism in Eukaryota, Metazoa, Platyhelminthes, Cestoda, Diphyllobothriidea, Diphyllobothriidae.
AUGGCACAGCCUCUGCCGGGUUUGACACAAGAAGCUCACUGGGCCCUCGCUGACCUCAUCUAUCCAACCUCCCAGUUUGUCUUCUCGACCACCGCCACCAGAACCGGCUUGAUCGAGAAGAUGAGAACCAAUCUCCUGCUCAUGCGUCCCGACGGUCUGCCUCCGGACUACGAGCUUGUCGCUCUAAAAACCUUCUACAGCACUUCGGAACACUUUACCCCUGGUGCGUACUUUUCCGGCCAUUCGCCUGCCACCCAACUCGCUCUGCACUCCCUUGAUAUCCCCUUUCCUCAUUCGUCCGGUCUUCCUUCUUCUUUCACCUCCAUGUUUUCGUCUAUCAAUAGACCUCCACAGCACGCCCGGAAGCCAGCUUGGUAUCCUGUUGCAUCGGACCAUGCCCUACUGUGGGAGAACCUACCUGUGUGAGCAGUGCGGUAUUAGUCUCGCCAACUCAUCCUCCCCUUCCACCUCAGAAAAGGUGAGACAUUGAUUUAACUGGGUCAGAUUGGAGGUACUGACCAAUCCCGGUUUUAGGUCGGAAAUUGAUGUUCUCGUUUCCGCACAUCAGAAAAUCGUGUGGCGGCUCGCAAACAAUAGCCUAGUCCUAUUAAAAAGGGGGACGCGGUCGCUAGAACAAGAGCUUUAUUUGCCUGACGUUUCGGAUUACCGCUCGAAUCCAACAUAAGAGACAACAACAAGAGAUAUGCGUAGUUCAUGCACAAGGGCCUGCAGUUUAUGUAGGAUGCAGUCGCUAUGCUACCUCACGCCUAUGAAAACCCACGGCUGCCCCUCCCCCCCCCAACCUUCAUCAGGAAUUGUUACACUUGGUGUGAUGACUGUUCGAUGGUCGACAUUCGCGCCGUUUAUUGCCGCAAUUUCAUCACGGGUGUUCGAUGUUGAUGUGAUGAUUGCUCAACCAUCUGAUCCACCGGCCCUGGCGUUGGGAAUAGUGUUAGCCGGUGCGCUCCCCGCGUGGCCACUGAAUCGUGACUAAAGUAGCUGGCGGUUUAUGCGAUUUUCACCUCUAGCGAGAAUUUGAGUGUGUGACCGGAUCUCGUCGAAUGAGCCGCAACUUCAGAACUGACAUCAUUUAUCCACACUGCUGCCGCGUGUUCGGCUAUUCGGACUCGCAGCAUUCUUCCGGUUUCUCGGGCGUAGUUCCUUAGACCGUAACGGCACCAAAUCCGAUAAAAAAACUCCAUACGUUUAUUGCCGUGGCAGUAGGUACUUCAGUUUCAUUGUCUAACGCCUGAUGGUUGCUUCCGGUGUGUGUAACUCCAACCCCAAGUGGUGCAAGAAGGCAACUGACGGCCUCCGAGACGUUCUUGACGUACGGAAGAGCUCCCCAAAAUUUGGAGUCGUACAAGACCUUUCGUCCCCUUUGUGUAUGCGCCGGUUCACGAAGUUGCGCGCGUGGCCACUGGCUUUGAACACCCGUCGAAGGUAUUGUAGAUCGGCAAUCUUUUCUUCCGGAUCACUGUAGUGCAUCUCAACGCAAACUGCGUUUGAGGUUGUUGAUGAGUUCGAGUAGAAAGCCCAAAUGUCCGGCAAAUAAAGCGCGCAUCCCAGCAAUCGUAGAGCCUUCUUCACAAUUGCUACCAGGCAAGGUCUAGUUUUAUCUCUAGCUCCAGAACAGUACGGAAUUGUUUGUGUUCCAUCCCGAAAUCAGGACACACCGACACACUCCAGGCCGGUCGAUUGAAUACUCUCCGUUUAGCCGACCUAAUGCAGACAUGGGUGGGGUGCUGGGCGUGUUUCGCGAUAAUCGACUGCCUCGGAUUCAAAACCCGAACAUGCAACCCGUGAUAGGGCGUUAUUAACGGAUGAAAACAGCCAUCCAGCUGUACCUCGCGUUAUUAUUACCCACCCUUCUGGCAAUGGAGCAGGACUUAAAAUAUGGCUCUCCUCUAGCCAGACGCCAUGUGAUUUCACUGCAAUACAAAUUCGUUUGUCUGAUCCGGGGUACUCUUGGUUCCCAGAUAGCCAUCUGAGGAGACUUUUAAUGUUGCUUUCCUUAGAAUGCGGAUCAGGGAAUAUAACCGGAUUUGGAAUAGGCUCUCUUUAGUUAAACAGAGUGAGACCACGGGUAUACUUGCCGUCGGUCGUUACGCUGCUGGUUUUUCCCACAGCUAAUAACGCCUUGAAGCUUUCUCCCUUGUCCAGAAUAAAGUCGAUUUUUCUUCCAAUACGGGUGACUUGCUGUGCGGCCCUGUGGUACGCGGCACAAUCAUUUUAACCAGGUAAGAUAGAAGGUUUCAGAUUUAAUAGUAGGUACUCUUUUCCUCCAUAACUUAUUACUAGACAACGGAACACCGGCUCACCUCGAACCGAGUUUUCAUCCAGGUCCCAUUUGCCUCUAACGAAGUCUUACACGAUAGGACGGACCAUCCGUCAUACAUACGACACGGCAAAAUUGUUAAUGACAUGGCAGAAUGGCAUUACCGACAAAGACAUGGCAGACUGCAAUGGACACUUCUGGCUUAUUAGCCGUCGUCAGCCAUUCACACCCAACCCCAAAGUGUGGAACACCCGAGGCUCGAACUCACGACCUAUUAGUUAGAAGUCCAUGCCUCUAACCACUGGGCCAAGGGCCCGUUGUCCUGUCAAUUUUCGAUCGGGAAUAUACAAUGGUAGGGGAAGCUCACCGAUCGUUCUUACGGAACUCAAGCGCCGCAGUACGACUGCUGGUUGGGCUCGAGAUAGAGCCGGUAACGCACAACGGAACGAGUGAGUUCCGUAAGAACAUACUCACUUUUGCAUAUAUAUGUAUGUACUUAUAGGCAGGAUGUUAUUACCGAUAAAAACAAGGGAAACAAGAAUGGCCAUUUCUGGCUUCUCAGCCGUCGUCAGCCAGUCCUACCCAACCCCGAUGUGUGGCACACCCGAGGCCCGAACUCGCGACCUGUUAAUUAGAAGUCCACACCUCUAACCACUGGGCCAAGGGCCCGUUGUCCUGUCAGUUUUCGAUCGUGAAUAUACAAUGGUAGGGGGCCUCGCCGAUCGUUCUUAUGGAACUCACUCGUUCCGUUGUGCCUUACAGGCUCUCUCUCGAGCCAAACCAGCAGCCGCACAGAGGCGCGUGUCUCAGUCGGUAAUGUUAUUCUGCCUAUAUUAUUCGCCGCUGUGCGGCUGCUGGUUUGGCUCGAGAGAGAGAGUCCGGAAGGCACAACGGAACGAGUGAGUUCCGUAUGAACGAUCGGUGAGCUCCCCCUACCAGUAUCGAUUGCAUCUUCCUCCUCUUCAUUGAACAGCCAUAUCUUUGAUUUUUGUGCAAUCUAAAGUCUUUUUUGUUUUUCCCCCUGCCCUACUACGAAGGUGGACGUCUCUGGACUAUUUGUGAAUCUCCCCAUUCAGAGAGCACUGCGUACCUCGCUGACUUUCAUACCGAGGCAAGCUCACCGACAUGAAAGCAAGGAAGUGCCCACGACAUCGUUGAGUGUCCAACCCAUGGAACUGGAGGCCUUCCUCCUGUUGCCCGAGGAGCCAGGAACCCACUAGCGUUGACGGAUUGAAGAUAGAACUAUUUGCUACCCCUUGCAACUGAGGACAUGUAUAGAUUUGUUCUGGGGGGGGUCGAUGGCCGGUCCUGUAACCUGCCCUCUCAACAAUCCGCCUAAAUUUUGGAUGUCUGUUCCUUUUAAUGUGUCAUAACCCUGCCUACCGGCCACAAAUCUGCUCCUACAUCAUUAACGUCUUUCCUUCAAGUUUCCUUUUAAACUGAAUUUGUACGCUUAAAAUCGAAGAUGUAGAAAGUUUACGAUUGUCGUUGUCCAUUCUUCCAAGUACAAAUGGUCGCAUCAGGUAAUAUCGCAUUUGCCUGAUAUCACAGUUUUCCCAAAAGAGAAUCUGAUUGCUGAAAGACCGCAGAAUACCCAGCCAAGUUCUCUGAGACCAUUUAUUACACAAGAGGUGAAAACAUUCUACACCACCGGUUACUGCGGUCCGGCUUAACUAAAAACAUGCACCAUAUGUAGCCCCCAUUAUGUGGGAAAAUUAUCAACCGACCUUAAAAAAGGAUCUUCAAGGUGCUACUGUGCAGGUUAAUAGUUUGAUUGUCGCGAACGAUUCUGCGUGAAUGAUAUCUUAGCGAGGCAGACUUACGUAUCGCCCGCAGCACUAUCAUUUCCUUGUUCCCGCUCUAAAAACACCACAAAUAGAUGGGGGGCGGUAGCCAGACAGAACGACUGUGCUUAUCACACAUGGCAAGAAGCAAAUUCUAAGGUAGAGAAGGGGUUCAAAAAGCCGUCAAAAAUAGCAUAACAGUCUUACAGCGCUGCCGCAGGGUGUAAUGAGACCACAAAAUCCGCAAAGAAUCUGGACGAGAGUAUUCACAACAAGUUAACAGAGUGUAUAGUAACAACUUGUAUUGCAGGGAAUGCUUGUUAACAGGCGCCUUCGAAAGUGGUAAACAAACGCAUGCCCGCCUAUAGGUGGGGGCGGAACGAUCUUCAUCAUGACUAGGCUGUCUCCAGAUAGAUGACCUUCAGUCAUGUGUUAUUUCUCCGUUCAGUUCCCUCAGAUUCGAGGCCGAAUAAUGUUCUUCAGGAAUAGCCUGUCUCCAGAUAGGCGGCCUUCAGAUAUAUGUUGAUUCUCCAUUCAGUACCCUCGGAUUCGUCUCGUUCAGGCUGCAUCUUCUGGAAGGGUUCCGCCCAACAGGCUCAUGCUCGCCGCAGGAGUAAAACCCAGGAAUCAGGAACGGGACGGGGGCUGUGGUUAAUGAUAGAAUUUACAAAACCACCAACGCAUACCAGGUCAGGAUCAAGGCGUGCAGCAUGGCAUUCAAUUUGUUUUUUUUUGUCUACCGCACAAUUUUUCAACUGGAUUUUCGGUGAAAUCUUUCCUUCUUAACCACAGAUCGUCUGCAGCCACCACUGUGUUUGUCGAUUUAUCAUCAGGCGCGAGCACACUGGACCACAAUUUCUCAGUACACGUAGCCAGAUUCUUAUCAAAGUGUGUCUGCAUAUACAACUCGACUUUUACGAAGAGCGUCUUCUAUUUUUCAUUAUAUCCACUCGGAAUGCAUACCACCUCUGAUCUACAACAUAUAUGUCUAGGUGGUCUAGAAUCCAUUCUACUGACCUCUGUCCUACCUGAAGACAAGCGCGCUGACAUACGCAGCUGUGCCACUGGUAUCCUCCGACAAAAAAGACACCAGCAAACUUUACCGGCCGAAGAGGCGCAAGGAUUGCGACCACAGUAUUGUUGUUGUUCUCCCCGACAAAGAUGGCGCUACCGUCAUCAUGGACAAAACUGACUACGUCAACAAGGCGGAUCUAAUCUUCAGUGACACGGAUUCUUAUACCAUUCUCGCCGAAGACCCAAGGAAAAAGCAAGCCGCAACCAUCAUGAAAAAGGUUAAUGAACUUGCUCGGCUGAAAGUCAUAGGUCCAGAUGACUCAAAGUUUAUGACCCUCAGUGAUCCCCAUAUCGCACACGCGUACGGUCUUUCAAAGGUCCACAAAAUUGGUGCCCCACUGAGGAUUAUAGUACCGCUUAUCGGACCCCCUACUUACAAUUUAGCCAAGUGGCUGUACAAGCAUCUGAAGCCGCUAACUCACGGAUCUCGCUACAGCAUUAACAGCUCCCAGGAAUUCCUCAACCGGAUGGAAGGCCUCAAUGUAAGCACUGAUGAAUUCCUCUUGUCUUUUGACGUCGUUGCGUUAUUUUCUUCCAUACCGCACGAUUUGGCAAUUGACUGCGUAGCCCAACGGUUACAGGACAAUCCUGUUGGUAUCCCAGCGCAGCAUGUCAUAGAACUGCUCAAACUUCGCCUUAAGAACUAUUGUAAGUUCGACAAUAUGUACUACCAACAGGUGAAGGGAAGUUCAAUGGGCUCCCAAUAUCCGGCCUACUCGCCGAACUAG